AUGGUCUUUUUCCGUCUAAAAACGAUCGUGGUAAUAUUCACAGUUAUUAUAGUUCUUUCUCUUUUCUUUACAUUUGAAAAUUCUACCAAAUCUAAAUAUGAGGAAAAGGAUUUGAAGCAGACGAGAACUGACGCUAAGAUAUUACGCUGGAUUAACAAACAGUGGAUAGAAUUGAAUCAUUUCUGUGAAGGAAGGAAUAAUUUUUUGCGCGCCGUGCUCAAUUCACCUGCAGGGAAAACGCCAAUAUUUGUACACGACCUGAAUGAUGAUGCGGCAGUUUCGAAACAGUUGUAUGAUAAGGGAAUUUGGGAUCCUGAAAAUGUUGGAUUAGUUCACAAGUACCUUACAAGCUAUCCGGAUUUGGUAUUUAUGGAUUUAGGAGCUCAUGUUGGAACUUUCUCUUUGAUGGCAGCCAAACUUGGAAGACAAGUUUGGUCGGUCGACCCACUACGGGGAAAUUUGUUUCGACUGUGCAAAUCGAUUGAAAUUGGGAAUUUUACUGAACAGGUAACUGUAUUUUAUACAGCUUUAUCUGACACGUACAGUGUUUUUAAUUUCCAGACGGAUUACAAGAACAUAGGUGGCACUAGACUUAACCAGAAAAUAGACGUGACCAAUUUUUCUCAAAAUGGAGAUGCAACCGGAAUAAGCGUUAUUAGCACUGUUAAAUUAGACGAUCUUCUGCCCUUAGUGAAUUUUAAACGGGCCUUUAUUAAAAUGGACGUUGAAGAACAUGAAAUGAAUGUGCUUGUAGGUGGGCAAAGAUUUUUAGACUCUGUAGAUGUGCCGUAUAUUCUUAUGGAGUGGUUCUGGCACAAAAAACCAUCGGGAAAAUUUGGCCCUUCAAUUAUUGACUAUAUGACUAAGCGAAAUUACAAACCGUUUCACCCAGCUACAGAUGCCUUGUUAUCGCUAAAUGAUUAUCAUAACUGGCCUAUUGAUGUAUUAUGGAAAAAAUAUUCUUGA
Messenger RNA from Lottia gigantea (owl limpet), 966 nucleotides. RefSeq lists its product as hypothetical. Bases 1 to 966 code for a protein of 321 amino acids. The transcript has a single exon. Lineage: Eukaryota; Metazoa; Mollusca; Gastropoda; Lottiidae. The record is from RefSeq and is a predicted model, not a curated record.